UAUAAACAGGACAACCAGGUAAAGCUUUUGCAUAUUGAGUCCCGUAAGUCCCGGCGGCGUAACUCAGAGUUGGAGGUACUGGUGGAUUGUGACAGUGAUUGAGAAGCUCUAAAAGAGGUUGUUCAGCUGCUGCGCAAACAAGCAAGCAUUAUAACCAUGGACUCACCUGAUAGGUUCUCGACUCCUGCAAACGGUACUGUGUUUUGCUCCUUCAUUAGAGAGAUGAGUGAUGCACAGAAAUAUGUAUAUAAAUCUGUGAAAAUACAUUUUUCAGAUCUUGCUGAGGUGCCUUGGUUCCCCAAGAAGAUCUCAGAUCUGGACAAGAGUGCCUGUCGUGUUCUGAUGUAUGGUUCAGAUUUGGAUGCGGAUCAUCCGGGAUUCAAAGACAACAUUUAUCGCAAGAGAAGGAAAUAUUUUGCUGAUCUUGCAAUGAGUUACAAACAUGGAGAACCUAUACCACGUGUAGCGUUCACUGAGGAAGAGGUGAAGACGUGGGGUGUCGUUUCUCGGGAGCUGAAUAAGCUGUACCCCACACACGCCUGUCGAGAGUUUCUGAACAACCUGCCUCUGCUCACCCAGUACUGUGGCUACAGAGAGGACAACAUACCACAGCUGGAGGAUGUGUCCAACUUCCUGAGAGAGCGAACUGGCUUCACCAUUCGCCCUGUUGCUGGGUAUUUGUCACCGAGAGACUUUCUAGCUGGUCUGGCCUUCAGAGUGUUUCACUGUACACAAUAUGUGCGUCACAGCUCAGAUCCUCUCUACACUCCUGAACCGGACACAUGUCAUGAGCUGCUGGGUCAUGUUCCUCUGUUGGCCGAACCCAGUUUUUCACAGUUCUCUCAGGAAUUAGGACUGGCUUCUCUCGGUGCGUCUGAUGAUGCUGUGCAGAAGUUAGCAACAUGCUAUUUCUUCACGGUAGAGUUUGGCCUGUGUAAGCAGGAGGGUUCACUCAGAGCAUAUGGCGCUGGGCUUCUCUCCUCAAUCAGCGAACUUAAGCACUCUCUCUCAGGCUCCGCUAAAAUCCUGCCCUUUGAGCCCAAUGUCACCUGUAAACAGGAGUGUCUCAUCACCACCUUUCAAGAUGUUUACUUCGUUUCAGAGAGUUUUGAGGAAGCCAAAUUUAGAAUGCGUGAAUUUGCAAAGACAGUCCAGCGUCCAUUCUCUCUGCGGUAUAACCCAUACACACAGAGCGUGUGUGUGCUGAAGGACAUGCCCAGCGUCACAGAUGUGGUCGAGGAGCUCAGACACGAGCUGGACAUUGUAGGAGACGCUCUCUGUCGACUCAGUGCACAUCUCGGUGUCUGAAACCAUUAUGACUCUUGCUCAUAUUAAUAGCAUUUAUUACUUCUGUCUCUCAUUUCAAGGCACGUUACUCAACAUUCAACACUGCAAUAGUAUUAUUUCAUUAUCUGCCUUCUCUGACUUAAUGUCUCUGUGAGCCCCUUUCCUCUGCUACUGAAAAUCUGCUUAAUACCACAAAGCACUUAAAUAUACAAACACUGCUUUUAGGAGAGUCUUUAAAUGCUCUUUAAAUACACAGAGUCCUGGUGAACUCAUGAUCACUAUAUUCAUACAGUCUGGAUACUCUAAUCUCUUCUCCGCUCCAAAUUCAGUCUCUGUAAAUACACAGGAAACAUGGAAAUGGUUCAUCCUUGUAGAGUUUAGAG
This is a messenger RNA of Carassius carassius (crucian carp), 1670 nucleotides long. RefSeq names its product tryptophan 5-hydroxylase 1-like. Lineage: Eukaryota; Metazoa; Chordata; Actinopteri; Cypriniformes; Cyprinidae. The record is from RefSeq and is a predicted model, not a curated record. Bases 157 to 1308 code for a protein of 383 amino acids. Gene Ontology annotation, biological process: aromatic amino acid metabolic process. The transcript is spliced from 8 exons. Gene Ontology annotation, molecular function: iron ion binding; tryptophan 5-monooxygenase activity. Gene Ontology annotation, cellular component: neuron projection.